CUCCUUCUCUCCAUCACCUUCCUGUUCUCGUUUCCCUCUAACUGCUUCCGGUUCCCUCACCAAGUGUGCAAUGCAAGUUCUUCAAGGGGCGUCUCACGUGUCGAUUCACAGUGCCACUUUUAACAACAUAGAUGGGGAUCAAAUAAUCAAUAAUUACACCACUGUUAUCAAAGACAAAAAAGAUCGUACGAUUUACGAGGAGUUCAAUUAUAUCAAGCUUGGAAAUAUACGCAGCAUCGAGGAUAUUUACCGCGAAGAUUGUGUGCAGUGGACACAACAUGACUGGGGGUUGGAAGGAGCCAGGCUUCACGCGGAGAGAAAGAUUUCCACUGCUAAGAUUGAAGGAAAGCGGGGAAAAUUUACGGUGGUCUCGUAUAGUGGUGAGAGGGCGACAGAGAUUUGGGAGGAAGAUUUCCGGAAGCACUCGCAAGCCCGGGACGCUCUGAAGAUGCAGCUGUUCGGAAUCAACCAAUCACACAUCCCCAUGUUGAUAUUCUUCGACGAGCUUGUUCCUCUCGGCAGCGGGAGGUGGGAACUGAUUCAUCCACUCGGGAAAGCUUACCUCAAUGCCCUUUCAAGGGGCUGGGGAUGCAGCGAACACAACCUGUGGAUCGAUCCAAAGCAUGGGAAAUUAAUCCGCGGAAUGGAAGGGCCCAAGUGUCCGGGAAAUUUGAUGAAUUUUCUUCCCUCAUUGACUAACGACGAAACCCCAUCAACCAUCAACUUUUUACAGGAAGAUGUUGUGUUUCGUUACCUUUCCCGGCUUCCGUUAGACAAGGAAUUCGACAAGAGAGUUUUAUCGGCACUCACAUGGAAACUUCCCAGUCCGGUGCUUAAUCUUACGGAAAUGAAGACCAAUCGGUCACUUAUCCUCCCAGCCUUAACAAACCGCCCAAUUGCAGUAGGACGUCUACUUUGGAGAAGCGCCCACAAUCGGAAAUGCCUUGAUUCCAGAGUAAUGAUGGCAGAUGGAAAGAUACGGUUCACCCUCGUCAAAGACUCAAAAUAUCUCUAUGUCCAAGUAGUAUCACGACCUUCGGAAGACGAGGCUGCCUGGCUGUCCCAAGCUUCAAGUGUCUUCCACAAACAUGGAAUUCCGUUGGGUGGGGACCUCUCCCAAUAUGAACUUAUUGUGCCGGAUAUUCAAAUGUCAGGUCAAGUCGAUGAGUCGGAAGCUUCGCGUCAGCUGCGCCAGAGUGUCUCUAAAAUCUACCUCUUCGUCCUCUCUUCUUCAUACGCCCAUUUCUGGUCUCACGAUGCAACUGGCCGCAAACGGAUUCGAACAAAGACAUGCGAAUACCUUGGUCUUCCGAUCAAAUUUGAUGUAGAAGUAUAUGCGUCCCGUAAACUUUCCUGGCCAUCUAAGAUGUACAAGGACAUCCAUAACUGGCAGGUCCAUCGAAAGUUUGACCCGACAACCGCCAAUUUUGCUUCUUACUUGGGAUAUUUCACCUACAAGGUUGUACGAGCGAAGGAGAGUCAAUUUGAGGAAUUGGAAAAUGACAGCGAGGAGGACUUCGCACUCGCUCAGCUCUUUCACCAUGAUCUUGACGCCGUUAUCUUGCGCCAUGCGCCCUCUGGCCCAGAGGUUUCCCAGAGGCAAUCUGUUGCCGGGAAGACACUCAAUCGGUCGAUAGCAACUGCAGGAAAGAGCCCGAUGACAACAAUACGCCGCACUACGUUACCUCAAUCCCAUCCGACGUCAUCUGGCCAUAUACCUCGCGCUCCGGUUUCUACUUCGCUCAAACGCCCGAAAGACUCUGGACUGGGACACGACCGUAAUCGGGAGGAGCCUUCGAAAACCGAACUUGAAAAAGGGAAAGGGAAACAAUCGAAUGCAAACUCUAGUACCGCAAAACUUCCGGCAAAGCCGCUCAAUGGGCAUAUGACAUUGAAGGCACCGAGCCGAGGAGCAGAACCUUCAGGUGGAACGCAGCGAGGGUCGAUAUGGCGGUAGUAAAUAGGUCGUAGAUCCAUCCUUUCCCCCCUCCUACUGAUCUCCUUCCUCCCACCCGAAAUCGGUUUCUUUGAGUUUCGUAGUACA
This is a messenger RNA of Marasmius oreades (fairy-ring Marasmius), 2044 nucleotides long. RefSeq lists its product as uncharacterized. The record is from RefSeq and is a predicted model, not a curated record. Lineage: Eukaryota; Fungi; Basidiomycota; Agaricomycetes; Agaricales; Marasmiaceae. The transcript has 11 exons. Bases 71 to 1957 code for a protein of 628 amino acids.